AUGAAUAACAAACAAUGCAAAGAGUGUGUUAUAUCGCAAACGAUGGCCACACGCAUCAUACACCUGCCAAAAUACAGCCGCCUCAGCUGUCUUGUCAAACCACUAACAAUCAGUGCACGCACUUUCGCCACCGCGACCGCCUCUACCAAUCCACCUCAAUUCACCACACUCAGCGUCGACGAUAGAACGGGCAUCGCCACACUCACACUCAAUCGACCGCCGGCAAAUGCGCUCAACGCUCUAUUCAUGGGCGAAAUUCAGCGCUCUAUCACAGAUUUGGAGAAAGAGAAUUGUCGUGGUCUCAUACUCACCUCUUCGUCGGAACGUAUCUUCUCUGCCGGACUUGAUUUAAAAGAAUGCUACAAGGCGGAGGUGGCGAGUUUGGAGGGUCUUUGGUGUGCCUUGCAAAAUCUCUGGCGUACGCUAUUCUCCACGCCGCUGAUUACUGUGGCGCUAAUAAAUGGCCAUGCCAUUGCGGGCGGUUGCAUGUUGGCGGUAAGUAGUGAAUAUCGUAUUAUGCUGCCGAGUUUUAAAAUCGGCGUGAACGAGACCAUGGUUGGAUUGGCGGUACCUUCGUGGUUGAUGGACACUUAUAUAAAUAUUAUGCCCAGUCGACGUAUAGCGGAAUGGGAUCUCACUUCUAGUCGUAUUUAUAGCAGUGAGUCCGCUUUGAAAGCGGGUUUGGUAGAUGAGUUGGCGUCCAGUAAAGAGGAAGCUUUGCAGAAAUCUGCAGCAUUUAUUGAUAGCUUUUCAAAGCGUACACUUAUGGCGCGCGCCAUUACAAAACAACAGUUUCGUGCGGAAAUUUUGAGGAAUUUCGAACAAAAUCGUCAACACGAUUUGGAUAUAUAUUUGAGCACCAUGCAAAAACCAUCUAUGCAAGAAUUUCUAGGCGAGUAUUUGCAAAGCUUGGACGCGAAGAAGAAGUGA
Ceratitis capitata (Mediterranean fruit fly) is the source of this 930-nucleotide messenger RNA. Its product is annotated as enoyl-CoA delta isomerase 1, mitochondrial. The record is from RefSeq and is a predicted model, not a curated record. Gene Ontology annotation, molecular function: enoyl-CoA hydratase activity. Gene Ontology annotation, biological process: fatty acid beta-oxidation. The coding region runs from base 1 to 930 and encodes 309 amino acids. Gene Ontology annotation, cellular component: mitochondrion. Lineage: Eukaryota; Metazoa; Arthropoda; Insecta; Diptera; Tephritidae. The transcript is spliced from 2 exons.